UUUAUUGCGAAGAUGCUGCAGUGCUUAAAACUUCAAGAUGAUUCCAAAGAAUAAGCAGAUUCAAAACUUGGGGUGAGAGCAGAGAGAAUAUUGCGUUUUCUUCGUCACUUUCAUCCAUCCAUCCAUCCAUCCAUCUAUCCCUUUUCCUUUUUUCUGCUGCACUGAAGAGUAAUGGAAGUUUCAAGGAAAGAACGAUAUAAAAUUUGCACUCUGCAACCCCAUUCUUCAAAUACUUCUACCCUGGUGAAAUGAAUACAAACUCUGAUAGUAGCUAACAUUCUUUGCUGAAGAUAAACUUAAGGUGUUCAUUUGUGAAGAGAAGAUAUGAUAUCUUGUAAGGAGUUGCAGAUUUCUUCUGACUGCAAAUGAUGUGAGCACACUGCUCCAGCAUCAUUCUGUAAAGGGUUUCAGGUUACAUAGGAAGAGAUAGAGGAAGACGAAGACGAAGAGGAGAAUACCGCUCUCAGCAUCAGACUACUAAUAUAGUCUCUUUACUUUCCCAUUUUCGGAAACAUGAGCUUCUCCAAGGGUUAUCCUGGCAGCCAGACGCCGGGUGAUAUUGAGGCCGGGUCUCCCACUGGAUGCUCUGAUGAUUUUGAUGAUGGAGACUUUUCUGCUGAUCCAUUUGAUGUUACCAGAACAAAGAAUGCUCCGGUUCAACGCCUCAGGCGCUGGAGGCAAGCAGCACUGGUGCUCAAUGCUUCUCGUCGAUUUCGUUACACCUUGGACUUAAAGAAAGAAGAAGAAAAGAAGAGAGUAUUAAGAAUUGUUAUAGUGCAUACACGGGCCAUUCAAGCUGCAUAUCGAUUCAAGGAAGCUGGGCAAUUGAAUGGGCUUGGAACUAUAAAACCUCAUUUGAACUCCACCGGAGAAUUUUCAAUUGGACAAGAACAACUUUCUUCAAUUUCAAGGGACCGAGACACUGCUACUCUGCGGGAAUGUGAAGGGGUUGUAGGGUUAUCAAAUUUAUUGAAAACCAAUUUAGAGAAGGGAAUUCGAGGUGAUGAUACUGACUUGUUAAUACGGAGGAAUGCAUUUGGUUCCAACAAUUACCCUCGAGAGUCUGGAAGAAAUUUUUUGUCGUUUAUGUGGGAUGCUUGCAAGGAUUUGACCUUGAUUAUUCUAAUGGUAGCUGCAAUGGCUUCAUUAGCACUGGGGAUAAAAUCUGAGGGUAUCCAGGAAGGAUGGUAUGAUGGGGGAAGCAUUGCUUUUGCAGUUAUUCUUGUUAUUCUUGUUACAGCUAUAAGUGAUUAUAAGCAGUCUCUUCAGUUUCAAGAUCUAAAUGAGCACAAGAGAAACAUUCAUUUGGAGGUCAUUCGAGAUGGUAGAAGAGUUGAGAUCUCCAUAUAUGAUGUUGUUGUUGGUGAUGUUAUACCCCUUAACAUUGGUGACCAGGUCCCCGCUGAUGGAGUUUUGAUCUCUGGUCACUCUCUUGCAAUUGAUGAAUCAAGUAUGACCGGGGAGAGCAAAAUUGUNGAAAAAAAUUCUAAUGAUCCUUUUCUGAUUUCUGGAUGUAAAGUUGCAGAUGGCAAUGGAACUAUGCUGGUAACGGCUGUUGGUAUUAAUACUGAAUGGGGGCUUCUGAUGGCUAGCAUUUCAGAAGACAAUGGUGAAGAAACACCUUUGCAGGUACGCUUAAAUGGUGUCGCUACCUUAAUUGGUAUUGUUGGACUCUCUGUGGCUGUUAUCGUUCUGAUAGUGCUACUGGCCAGGUAUUUCUCUGGGCAUACUCGAAACCCAGAUGGAAGUGUUCAAUUUAUAGCGGGCAAAACCAAAUUUGGNGAUGCUAUUGAUGGAGUGAUCAAGAUAUUCACUGUUGCGGUCACCAUUGUAGUGGUUGCAGUGCCUGAAGGGUUACCUUUAGCCGUUACCUUAACACUUGCCUACUCAAUGAAAAAAAUGAUGGCGGAUAAAGCUUUGGUGAGGAGGCUCUCUGCCUGUGAGACAAUGGGGUCGGCCACAACCAUCUGCAGUGAUAAGACUGGAACAUUGACUAUGAAUCAAAUGACUGUGGUUGAGGCUUGCAUUGGUGGGAAGAUAACUCCUCAUCAUACACCAGACCAGUUGUCUGGUAUGCUACGCUCUUUGCUGUUUGAAGGUGUUGUGCAGAACACUAAUGGAAGUGUUUAUGUCCCUGAGAGUGGUAAUGAUAUUGAGAUUUCUGGAUCACCAACCGAAAGGGCAAUAUUAGAGUGGGGAAUUAAGCUUGGGAUGCAUUUUGAUGAUGUCAGAUCACAGUCAUCAACUAUCCAUGUCUUCCCCUUUAAUUCAGACAAAAAGCGAGGAGGAGUUGCAAUACAGAUGACCACUCCGCAGACAGACUCUGAAAUCCAUAUACAUUGGAAAGGUGCGGCUGAGAUAGUCCUUGGAUGCUGUAGAGGGUAUAUUGAUGUUAAUGAUCAGCUGGUGGAGAUGGAUGAAGAGAAGAUGUCAUAUUUUAAAAAGGUCAUUGAACAUAUGGCUGCUGAUAGUCUACGGUGUNUUGCGAUUGCAUUUAGAUCAUUCGAAAUGGAGAAUGUUCCAACUGGUGAAGAACUUGCUCACUGGUCAUUACCAGAGGAUGAUCUUUUUUUAUUGGCAAUUAUUGGCCUGAAGGAUCCUUGUCGACCUGGGGUCAAAGAUGCAGUGCAGCUUUGCCAAAAGGCUGGNGUUAAGGUAAAAAUGGUCACUGGUGACAAUGUCAAANCUGCAAAAGCAAUAGCUGUGGAAUGUGGAAUUCUUGGUUCAAUCUCUGAAGCUACAGAGCCAAUCAUCAUUGAAGGAAAAAGAUUUCGUGCCUUGACAGAUGAAGGGAGAGCACAAAUUGNUGACAGCAUAUUGGUUAUGGGACGGUCAUCUCCUAAUGACAAGCUUUUGCUUGUGCAAGCAUUGAGGAGGAAGGGGCAUGUUGUGGCUGUAACUGGAGAUGGAACAAAUGAUGCUCCCGCACUACAUGAGGCNGAUAUUGGUCUUUCAAUGGGUAUACAAGGAACAGAAGUUGCUAAAGAGAGCUCUGAUAUCAUUAUUUUGGAUGACAAUUUUGCUUCGGUUGUGAAGGUUGUCAAAUGGGGGCGGUCUGUAUAUGCAAAUAUUCAGAAAUUUAUCCAGUUUCAGCUUACAGUCAAUAUAGCUGCACUUGCUAUAAAUGUUGUUGCUGCAUUUUCCACAGGUGACAUCCCACUAAAUACAGUACAGCUUCUAUGGGUAAAUCUUAUCAUGGAUACUCUUGGAGCAUUGGCCUUGGCAACUGAACCACCAACUGAUUCCUUAAUGGAUCAGCUUCCAAUGGGCAGACGUGAACCGCUUGUAUCAAAUAUUAUGUGGAGGAAUCUGCUGAUACAGGCUAUUUAUCAAGUUUCUGUGUUGCUUAUACUUAAUUUCCAAGGUGUGAAAUUACUGGGUUUGAGGAAUGAACCCAACCGCCCUGCAAUCAAAGUGAAGAACUCUCUGAUAUUCAAUGCUUUUGUUUUUUGUCAAGUCUUUAAUGAAUUUAAUGCCCGAAAGCCAUAUAGCUUCAACAUUUUCAAGGGAGUCACGAGAAACUACCUCUUUAUGGGGAUAGUGGUAACAACUGUCGUGCUCCAGAUUGUCAUCAUUGAAUUUCUUGGAAAGUUCACAAAAACAGUCAAGCUUAAUUGGAAGCUGUGGCUCAUUUCUGUUAUUAUAGCAUUUAUCAGCUGGCCUCUUGCUGUGGUUGGAAAGCUGAUACCGGUACCGAAAGCUCAACUCAGUAACGGUGUUCGAACAUUCUUUGAAAAAUUUAAGAAGACGGAAUCUGAGGCGCCUCAACGGAUUUAAAAACAGGCUUCUCAACAGAGUCAGAUCCGGUUUGCCUUCACUCCUUCUCGUUUAUUGAUGGGUUUACCUACAUUCUUCCGACGAUGAUAAGUUAUAUAAUAUUUGUACAGAGGUUUUACAGAUCUAAAAAAAGUGGAUUUGUUUUACACGUAGGUUCUAACCAGGGUAGGUUUGUUAUAUACGCAAAUUUAGCUAGUCUUCAUUUUUUUUGCCACCACUGUAUUUUCUGUUUGACAAAGGCUGAUUUAUAAUUUCAUGUUUGAAAAGUUGAUUUA
Messenger RNA from Vigna radiata var. radiata (mung bean), 4052 nucleotides. Its product is annotated as calcium-transporting ATPase 8, plasma membrane-type. Gene Ontology annotation, molecular function: calmodulin binding; P-type calcium transporter activity; ATP binding. Gene Ontology annotation, biological process: calcium ion transmembrane transport. Gene Ontology annotation, cellular component: membrane; intracellular membrane-bounded organelle. The transcript has 36 exons. NCBI's taxonomy places the organism in Eukaryota, Viridiplantae, Streptophyta, Magnoliopsida, Fabales, Fabaceae. The coding region runs from base 514 to 3777 and encodes 1087 amino acids. The record is from RefSeq and is a predicted model, not a curated record.